AAAAAGAUCACUUGUGCCUGUGUUAUUGUUAUGCAAAGUGACACGAGGUCACGGUGGGGUGAACUGGGCAGUGGCUCUGUGGUCACAUUGUCAAUCAGGAGAGUAGGGCAGUGUAACAAAAACUAAACUAACAAACCCUAAUUGUAUUCCAUGUGCGUCUUGCUAAUACAAGGAUGUUCAUUAGCCGUUCUUUUUUUUUAGUAGUGUGAUUUCAACUGCGUCUGUCACCUUAGACGUAGAGCCACUUCUUGGAUUCUCAAUUUUGUUUCAUCUCCAUUACCUACUGUGAAUAUCAGACCGGGUAGGCAGACGUGAAAAGGGAAGCGGAAUGUGUGUGUCAAGGCAUAUAGCUUACCUUUCUGACACAGUGUGUCAAUGUUUGUGAGCUAUGCGCAUUGUGUUCUAGAUAUCCGUGGUCACAGGGAGAACAACCCUACAAUCGACACGGCAAGCAUGACAUCUAAUCAACAGCUAAUGUUGUGCUUUUGUUGUCUGAUACUAUCAGUGAGUGCAGACUUCCUUCACCUGGAUCAUCUUGCUGUGCACACUGACCAAGGUGUUAUUGCUGUGCACCCACAGCGCCGCCUCACCAAGCGGGAAGUCAACAAUCAAAAUGUCGCUGGUUUUACUCCGGAAGAAAAAAGCGCCAUAUUACAGCUGCACAAUACACUAAGAGCCAAAGAGAGUAGCAGCAACAUGAUAAGGAUGAGCUGGAAUAGCGACCUAGAAAAAUUAGCUCAAGACUAUUCUGGAAAGUGUGUUUUUGAACACAGUACAAAACAGUAUAGAGGAGACGUUGGUGGAUUUAAUUAUAUAGGGGAGAAUCUUUAUGCUAUUACAGGGUCAUUUAAUGUCACAAGUCCAGUUCAAAUGUGGUGGGACGAGUUCAAGUACUAUAACUUCAACACCAUGUAUUGUGAACCUUCCCAGAUGUGUGGCCAUUACACUCAGGUUGUCUGGGCAGAAAGCUAUGCCCUUGGAUGUGGAGUCAAAUAUUGUCCAGUACUUAAAGGAACUAACUUCCCACGAGGAGGCUAUAACGUUGUGUGUCAUUAUGGACCUGGUGGUAACUAUCAAGGUGAACAACCUUAUAAAAAGGGAAGAGCCUGUAGUGAGUGUCCUGAAGAUUUAAAGUUCUGUGUCAAUCAGUUGUGUGCAUUACGACCUGUAAUUGGCUCCUCUUCUACAAGUUACCACAGUUCCAUCGGUCAACAUGUAUUGCUUGUUUUUGUAAUUAUCUACACUUGUGUGAAACAUUUUGUCACUAGAUGAUUCAAAUUUCAGUAAAAUCUCUACAUUUUCCAUGUCUUUCUAUAAAUAGAUUAUAAACUUAAUUUUACAUAUUUGAAUUUUUAGUGUAAACAAUUUUUAUGAUUUCUUCAUUCCAUGUACAUAGAGGAAAUAUAUUGGUUUGUAUUAAUGUACAUAAAUUUUAAAACAUUUUUAAUGAUAUUAUUUGUACAUUUUACUAUAUUUUAAUCUUUUUUUUUUAAUCAACAUUUUGUUUUAUGUUUCCAAAUGGUAUUCUAUCUAAAAAAAAUGUAUUCAUGAAGAUUUUUUUAAUUUUAUGAUUAUGUCAUUUUUGUAAAUGUAUGACUGUUUGUCCAUUUAAUUAAAUUGUCUAUGGCUAUAAGUAUAGUUGUUUUUUUAAAUGUAGAUUAAGGGGAUCUCAUUAUUUGACUUUGUCUAUACCCUUUUCAUGAGCUAGAUUACUCUUUUUUACAAUAUCACUUUCAUAAUAAAGAGUUUUUCCGUAAUGUCAGAUUCAAAGGAAGAAUUUAUUAAACUGCACCCUCUCAUUUC
Messenger RNA from Biomphalaria glabrata, 1803 nucleotides. Its product is annotated as glioma pathogenesis-related protein 1-like. Gene Ontology annotation, cellular component: extracellular region. The transcript has 8 exons. Bases 376 to 1272 code for a protein of 298 amino acids. The record is from RefSeq and is a predicted model, not a curated record. Lineage: Eukaryota; Metazoa; Mollusca; Gastropoda; Planorbidae.